AUGGUCGCUAUCCCCCUUCUUGUCAUUUCUUGGGUCCUCGGGGCGUUUGCUCAGAGUCCUCAUAGUAUCCCUGGAUUUCAAUACACCGGCUGCUCCUCCAUUGACCUUUCCUGCUUUGGAGACCCUAUCAUCUUUCCCGAUGGCUGUGCUACUCCAGAAGCUUGCCAGAAGGCAUGCGAAGGUUUCCAGUUUGCUGCUCUUUUGAAUGAGGAAUGCCGAUGCGGAAAUGAUCCAACCGCCAUCUCUUCUCAGGACGAAAGCAUGUGUGACCACUUUUGCGAAAAUAACCCGAUUGUUGGCUGCUGUGGUAACUCGUGCCCAGAUGAGAAUCCCGGCAUUGCAAAUGUCUACGUAAAAGAGCCUGUUCUUGCACAGUAUACUGCCGCCACCAACGCCGCUACUACGAAGUCAUCUUCGUCACUGUCAACGGCAGCUCCUGUCAGCUCGCAGCUCAUUACUCCUGCUGGAACAGCACCUGAACCACAGAGCCGAUCCAGUGCUCUGGCCACUUCACAGUCCGCGGCCACGCAGUCUUCUGAGCCUUGCCAACCAUCUCAGCCCUCGCAGUACCAGACUGCCGAAGGACCGGCGCCAGAGCCCCAGGUAUACAGCACUUCAGCUGUAGAUGCUCUCCAGAUCACUGCACCGGGUCCUUCAGGAUCGGUACCCGCAGUCCGCCAAUACGAGACUACUAUGUCGGCCAAAACAGCGCCCACCAACAAACCUUAUGGGGAGUCGCCUGUCCCUUCCCAGGUACCAGGGUCAGAUUCCGCCUCUGUCUGUCUUCCUUCAUUCUCCUCCAUUGGUGGUCUUGCAAUCAUUGCGGUCAUGAUGAUGUGA
Molecule: messenger RNA, 840 nt
Organism: Beauveria bassiana ARSEF 2860
Lineage: Eukaryota; Fungi; Ascomycota; Sordariomycetes; Hypocreales; Cordycipitaceae
Exons: 2
Coding region: 1-840 (279 amino acids)
Source: RefSeq, a predicted model, not a curated record